CAGAAUCAGAGAAAUAUGAAGAUGUUGCUUUCCCUGUGUCUUUUACUUGUUGGAAUCCAUUCCAACAGUUAUUGCUAUGAGCCUUAUCAACAAGGGGUAAGAAACCAGAACCAAAGAGCACAAGAAAACCAAAACAUGCCAUUGCACAGUGUAAGGAACAGUGUUUGUCGAUUUGCAUGUUGUUUCUACAAAGAUAUUUCUUCUCGUGAAAACAACGGAAAUGUUUUCUUCUCUCCUUUGAGCAUCUCUACCGCCUUUGCAAUGCUGACUCUGGGUGCCAGAUCAGACACCCUGACACAGAUUCUUAGGGUCCUUUGCUUUAACCCUCAUCAGAUUUCUGAAAAUGACAUACAUGAAGGUUAUCGUCAACUCAUGCAAAUGGUAAACAGAAGGAAUGGGGGGUUACAGUUGAAUAUGGGAAAUGUUCUGUUUGUGCUUGAUCGACUGAAGCCACAAGAAAAAUUUUUAAGUAAUCUCAGAAACUUCUAUGAAGGAGAAGCUUAUCCUAUGAACUUCAAGAGGGCUGAUCAAGCCCAGAUAAAGAUCAAUGAAUAUGUAGCAAGAAGAACGAAUGGAAAAAUCAAGGACCUCGUAAAUAACCUAGAUCCACUUACUGAAAUUCUCCUUAUUAGCUAUAUCUAUUUUAACGCUGAAUGGGAAAAACCUUUCGAUCCAAAAUACACUAAAAUGAGCAAAUUUUUUGUGGAUGGAUACAAGGCUGUUGAAGUCCCAAUGAUGUUUGGAAUGGGCCUGUUCAAGCAUGGCUAUGAUGAGCAGCUGUCUUCCACUGUGGUGCAAAUGGAUUACAAAGGAGGUGCUUCAGCAUUUUUUAUUCUGCCUGAUAGAGGAAGAAUGAGGAAGCUGGAGAAAAGAUUGUCUUGUGAACGUUUGUCAAGGUGGACGACAUUAGUCACAAAAAGUGGAUAUAUAAAUUUGUAUCUUCCGAAAUUCACGCUUUAUGGGACAUAUAACCUAAAAGAUAUCUUAUAUAAAAUGGGCAUCAUGGAUCUAUUCACUGAUAAGGCUGACCUCUCUGGGAUCACUGGGCAGCCCCAGCACAGAAUUUCCCAGGCCAUUCAUAAGGCUGUGGUAAAGGUGGAUGAGACUGGCACCGAAGCAGCAGCUGCCACAGGCAUGGAAAUAGUGCCCAUGUCCGUUCCAGCUACCGUUAGAUUCGACAGGCCCUUCCUAAUGGUCAUAACUAUGGAGAACACUAUACUCUUCAUGGGAAAAAUUGUGAACCCUCUGAAAAAAAAUUAA
This is a messenger RNA of Pyrgilauda ruficollis (rufous-necked snowfinch), 1260 nucleotides long. Its product is annotated as serpin A3-4-like. Gene Ontology annotation, molecular function: serine-type endopeptidase inhibitor activity. Bases 16 to 1260 code for a protein of 414 amino acids. The transcript has 5 exons. Gene Ontology annotation, biological process: negative regulation of endopeptidase activity. Lineage: Eukaryota; Metazoa; Chordata; Aves; Passeriformes; Passeridae. The record is from RefSeq and is a predicted model, not a curated record.